Molecule: messenger RNA, 5070 nt
Organism: Podarcis muralis (Common wall lizard)
Lineage: Eukaryota; Metazoa; Chordata; Lepidosauria; Squamata; Lacertidae
Gene: MAPK8IP3
Product: mitogen-activated protein kinase 8 interacting protein 3
Biological process (GO): vesicle-mediated transport
Cellular component (GO): cytoplasm
Molecular function (GO): MAP kinase scaffold activity; JUN kinase binding; signaling receptor complex adaptor activity
Source: RefSeq, a predicted model, not a curated record
GGGAGAGGAGAGGCGACGGCAACGGGAGUGGCCAGUGGCGCAGGGCAAGCGACGUUGGGCAGAGCCGAGCCGAGCGCUGGGGAGGCGGAGGCCGAAGCGGGAGGCGCAGGAGCAGCAUCAGCAUCGCCGCCGCCAUCCAUCUUCUGCAAGCCGCCGGCGGAGCAGGUGCCGCUGUCGGUGGGAGCGCCUUCUAUCCGCGGCGCGGGGCUCGUCGAUCGGAGGAGGAGGCGGCGGCGCCAAGAUGUUGGAGAUCCAGCUGGACGAUGGCGGCGUCGGGGGCUACCCGGGCGACGACUACUGCUCGGGCUCGGUGAUGUCGGAGCGGGUGUCGGGCCUGGCCAACAGCAUCUACCGCGAGUUCGAGCGCCUCAUCCGCUGCUACGACGAGGAGGUGGUCAAGGAGCUGAUGCCGCUGGUGGUGACGGUGCUGGAGAACCUCGACUCGGUGCUGACCGACAACCAGGAGCACGAGGUGGAGCUGGAGCUCCUGCGCGAGGACAACGAGCAGCUGCUCACGCAGUACGAGCGGGAGAAGGCGCUGCGCAAGCAGGCCGAGGAGAAGUUCAUUGAAUUUGAAGAUGCACUGGAGCAGGAGAAGAAGGAAUUGCAGAUACAGGUUGAGCACCUUGAAUUUCAAACACGGCAGCUGGAGUUAAAGGCCAAAAACUACGCAGACCAGAUUUCCAGGUUGGAAGAGCGUGAAUCAGAAAUGAAGAAAGAGUACAAUGCUCUUCACCAGCGUCACACAGAGAUGAUCCAGACCUAUGUGGAACACAUUGAGCGAUCCAAGAUGCAGCAAGUUGCUGGAAAUAGUCAGAAUGAGAGUGGACUACCUGGAAGGAGUCACCGCCAGUCAUGGAGGAAAAGCAUGAAGAGGCGUCCCAAUUCUCUGAACAUCCCCCUCACAGAUGACAUGGUACGUGGGCAGGUGGGCGCCAAGAUGGCCCCCGCAGUGGACCACUGGCAUCUGAGUGACCUCGGCCAGCUGCAGUCCAACUCCGGCUACAAGUGCCCGCCUGAUGAAAUGUCUGAGUCUGGACAGUCCUCGGCAGCUGCUACGCCCAGCACCACCGGAACAAAAUCCAACACACCCACCUCGUCCGUGCCCUCUGCUGCUGUCACCCCCCUGAAUGAGAGCCUUCAGCCCAUGAAUGACUACAUCACGUCAAAGAACAACAAGCGGUCGCGGGAGAAACGGAAUAGUAGAAAUAUGGAAGUCCAGGUCGCCCAAGAGACGAGGAAUGUGAGCAUAGGGAUGGGGAGCAGCGAUGAGGGGUCAGAUUUUCAAGACAUUGAUUCUACUCCAGAGCUGGAUAUGUGCCAGGAUCCCAGACUGGAACGCACAGGAAACAGCCCUACUCAGGGGAUCGUGAACAAAGCCUUCGGCAUCAACACCGACUCGCUGUACACUGAACUUACUGAAGUUGGCUCGGAAGCCAUUGGCGAUGUGGAUGAAGGAGCGGACCUCCUAGGGGAGUUUUCAGUGCGGGAUGAUUUCUUUGGGAUGGGCAAAGAAGUGGGGAACCUGUUGAUGGAGAACACACAGCUACUGGAAACAAAAAAUGCUCUGAACAUAGUGAAGAACGAUUUAAUUGCAAAGGUAGACCAGCUCACCGGGGAGCAGGAGGUGUUGAAAGGUGAGCUUGAAGCAGCAAAGCAAGCGAAAGCUAAGAUGGAAGCUAGGAUCAAGGAACUCGAAGAGGAACUGAAAAGAGUGAAAUCCGAAGUGAUCGUUGCCCGUCGAGAGCCCAAAGAAGAGGUGGAGGAUGUAAGCAGCUAUCUCUGUACAGAAUUGCCAUCCUCCUCCCCUCUGCAGGACAACAUUCCCAUAGCUCAGCGCCGGCGGUUCACCCGCGUGGAGAUGGCCCGGGUCUUGAUGGAGCGCAACCAAUACAAGGAGAGGUUGAUGGAGCUGCAGGAGGCUGUCAGGUGGACCGAGAUGAUCAGAGCCUCUCGGGAGCACCCUUCUGUCCAGGAGAAAAAGAAAUCUACUAUUUGGCAAUUCUUCAGCCGCCUGUUCAGCUCCUCCUCCAGUCCUCCACCUGCCAAAAGGAGUUACCCAUCAGUGAACAUCCAUUACAAAUCUCCCACGGCAGCUGGGUUCAGCCAGCGCCGUAGCCACACUAUGUGCCAGAUCUCUGCUGGGAGUCGCACCCUUGAGUUCUUCCCGGAUGAAUUGAGAAGUAACACUGUUGCGUCUCUCCUCAGUGACUGUACGUCAUCCGCACGUCGCGAGCAGAAGCGCGAACAGUACCGCCAAGUCCGGGAGCACGUGCGGAAUGAUGACGGUCGCUUGCAGGCCUGUGGCUGGAGCCUGCCCGCCAAAUACAAGCAGCUGAGUCCCAAUGGUGGCCAAGAGGACAACCGGAUGAAAAAUGUCCCAGUGCCUGUGUAUUGCCGCCCACUAGUGGAAAAGGACCCUACCAUGAAGUUGUGGUGUGCAGCUGGUGUCAACUUGACAGGUUGGAAGCCUGUGGAACCAGAUACUGGAAAUGGGCAGAAACCAGAUCCAGGAUGUGAUCCUCUCACUUGCGACCGAGAAGCAGAAGGAGAGAGCACCAAGAGUAACCACACAUCGCCAGAAAAGAAAAAGGCCAGAGAGUUGCACGAGAUGGAUGCCACAUCCAGCAGAGUGUGGAUCCUCACGAGCACCUUGUCUACAAGCAAAGUUGUGAUCAUAGAUGCCAACCAGCCAGGGACGGUGGUGGAUCAUUUCACCGUAUGCAAUGCUCACGUCCUUUGCAUCUCCAGCAUUCCAGCGGCCUGUGACACUGACUAUCCUCCUGGAGAAAUUUUUCUGGAAGGGGACAUAAAUCCCGAAGAGUCCUCUGAAACCGACGGCGUCUUGGCGGGCAUCACCCUGGUGGGCUGUGCGACCCGCUGCAAUGUGCCCAGCAGCAACUGCUCGUCCCGCGGAGACACUCCAGUGCUGGAUAAAGGACAGAAUGAGGUGCCUGCCGUGAGCAACAGCAAGAUCAACCAGUCCCAGUCCACCGAGGAAGCGACAGAAGCUACAGAGGUGCCAGAGAAUGGGGUACACGAAAUGGAGCCAGCCCAAGUCCGCCCGGGCCCCCUUACGGAACAUGUGUUUACAGACCCAACCCCAGUUCAAGUGCCUGUGAGGCAAAACAGUGAAAACGGGCAGCCAAAGAUGGAGUCGAGCACAGCAGCCCAGGAGCAAGAGGCAAAUGGAAACGCGGCUGGCACUACCACAAGCGCUGCCCCUACCAUGUGGCUGGGAGCACAGAAUGGCUGGUUGUAUGUGCACUCAGCAGUCUCAAACUGGAAGAAAUGUCUACACUCAAUCAAGCUGAAGGAUUCAGUGCUGAGCCUGGUGCACGUGAAAGGACGUGUUCUAGUGGCCCUGGCUGAUGGAACCCUAGCCAUAUUCCAUCGAGGAGAAGACGGUCAGUGGGACCUCAGCAAUUACCAUCUCAUGGACCUGGGUCACACGCACCAUUCUAUUCGCUGCAUGGCUGUGGUCUACGACCGAGUGUGGUGCGGCUACAAGAACAAAAUCCACGUCAUCCAGCCCAAAACGAUGCAGAUAGAGAAGUCCUUUGAUGCCCACCCUCGCCGGGAGAGCCAGAUCCGACAGCUGGCUUGGAUUGGGGACGGUGUUUGGGUUUCCAUCCGCCUGGAUUCUACGCUGAGGCUGUACCAUGCUCACACCCAUCAGCAUCUCCAGGAUGUAGACAUUGAGCCCUAUGUCAGCAAAAUGUUAGGCACCGGAAAGCUGGGUUUCUCAUUUGUGCGGAUUACAGCGUUACUCAUUGCUGGCAACCGUCUGUGGGUAGGGACAGGCAACGGGGUUGUCAUUUCCAUCCCUUUGACGGAGACUGUAGUCCUCCACCGAGGUCAGCUCCUUGGGCUCAGGGCCAAUAAGACAUCCCCAACAUCUGGAGAAGGGAACCGGCCUGGCGGGAUCAUCCACGUGUACGGCAGCGACGACAGCAAUGACAAGUCUGCCAGCAGUUUUAUCCCUUACUGCUCCAUGGCUCAAGCCCAGCUCUGCUUUCAUGGUCACCGUGAUGCGGUCAAAUUCUUUGUCUCUGUGCCUGGUAACGUUCUGGCAACACUGAACGGGAGUGUGCUAGACAGCCCCUCCGAGAACCCCAGCACGGCCACCAUCGAGGCUGAGGGCCAGAAGCUGAAGAACGUCCUGGUGCUUAGUGGUGGGGAAGGGUACAUUGACUUCCGGAUUGGAGAUGGAGAAGAUGACGAGACGGAGGAAAACGCAGGAGAAGCCACCCAAGUCAAGCCCAUCCUCUCCAAGGCUGAACGGAGCCACAUCAUUGUGUGGCAAGUUUCCUACAUCCCCGAAUGAGCUACUCUUGUCUUUUCUUUUUCUGCCAAUUAUAACUCUCUCCCCUCUGAUUCCCCCAAACUCCCGGAAUGCCAGUAUGUACAUACCAGAACUCCUGCAUUUCUCCUACUGCUGGAAAACCGAGGCCCCAGACAACCAACCGCAGCAGCUCCUGCACUGGAUAGCGGCUCCCUCCCUCAUCUAACCUCCAAACUUGCAGCUUUCAUCUUGGGCCUGCAUGCUUUCCAAAACGGCUGGGUUACUGCCAGCUUUCCAAAGGGGGAGAACCAUGGCAGUGAAGGCCCCUCCGCCCCCAAGUGAGGCAACGAGAGAUGCACAGGCAGAGUGGACUUGGCUUGGAUGAGGUUUUCAAGACGGUCCCCUCCCUCCUUCCUUCAUCUGCCCGCAUGGAAGAACUAAGAUGUUUACCGGCUCUUGCCCCUGCCCACUUCACCACCACGGAGGCAGCGCUGACGGCAUGCACUGGUCUGCAAACCAGGACUAGAGAGAUGGAUCCCAUCAUAGCAAAGCGAACAUUCCAACCUUGUCUCCUUCGCUGUCUCUCUAUGGGACCUGCUCACAGGGGAUUAUCUGGGAUAAAUUGGGAGGUUGGGAAUCCAAAAGAGCGUAUGGAUGCGUUUGGGAAGACUGUGGUAUGGAAGUCAACAGCGGGACGUCAGUGCCCAGAGACGGACCACAGGCGCAUGAUGGGCUUCCACCGCUGAAGCUGUUUAGAUCUGGGCCUGGGCACUUAAAAGCAUAAC